ACUACACCCUGAAGGUAUGCACUACUCUGGAAAAAUUAUGGAGACAAAACCUUUCCGGCGAAACGGCGAGAGACCCUCUCGGCCAAAUUCUUCAGAAAAUCGACCACAAUUUUACAAGAUCAUCUUAGCCCAUGAACUGACCAGACUAAGGUUUCCCUUGAAGUUCGAUAGAAGGCAUGGAAGGAAUCUACCCAAGGUGGCGUGUCUUGAGGUUCCAACUGGACAAGUGUCCAAGAUUCAGGUGGUUCAUGAUUCUCAAGGUCGAAUUUGGUUAGCCAAAGGCUGGGAGGAAUUCACCAAGAACUACUCCAUUCGAGAAGGCCACUUUCUGGUGUUCAAAUAUGAUGGGGAAUCACACUUUCAUGUUCUCAUAUUUGACAAGACUGCUUCAGAAAUUGAAUACCCAGAGAUUAUUGUUUCCCAUGGUGGUGUUGAGAACCUGGAGGAUUUAUCCCAGAAAUUUGGCCCAAACAAGAGAAAGAGGCAAGAAGACCAGACUGGGAGUUUCUGCAACAGAUUCAACCAUGUGAGAGUGAAGGUUGAGAACUCAGCUCCUCUGAUAAUGACUCCUAAAAUCAGUAGUGGUGAGAAGCAGAGGUUGGUUAAGACGAAGACAGAAAUGGGUUCAGCCUAUGAAAGGGCAAAAGCUUUCAAGUCUAAAAACCCUUUCCACAUUUCUGUCAUGUAUCCAACUUAUGUUUAUUCCUCUGAAAAUAGAAUGAAUAUUCCCUUGGCAUUUGCUAAGAAACACUUUCCCGGUCAGUCUACCGAUUUAUUGCUGGUUUCUGGUGGGAGAUCAUGGCCUGCAAAAUACACUGUGAGUCGAACCCAUGCCAGAAUUUAUGGAUGGAAGCCAUUCGUGGUGGACAACAAAUUAAAAGUAGGCGACGUUUGCAUCUUAGAGAUCAUGAAAGGCAAGAAAUUGAGUGUGAACAUCAUUGUACUCCCUGCAGAUGAUUAAGGUUCCCUGCAGAUGACCUGAGUUUUCUGUGUUUUUUUUUUUUUUUUGUAUGAUAUGUAUGUUAAAUUGGAUAUGAUAACCUGUAGACCGUGGUGUUGCUGCCUCUGCUUAUUCUGGUUUUUGGUUCUUGUUGGGCCUGUUGGCUUUCAUAUGUUGAGUCUCUUGACAAGCAACGUUUGCUUUGGUUGAUCUGACAAUGAACCUCUUGGCAACAUAUAUUGUUAGAAUCUAAUCAGUUUGUAUGAAGAAAGUCUAUUUGACCUG
Molecule: messenger RNA, 1225 nt
Organism: Ipomoea nil (Japanese morning glory)
Lineage: Eukaryota; Viridiplantae; Streptophyta; Magnoliopsida; Solanales; Convolvulaceae
Product: B3 domain-containing transcription factor VRN1-like
Exons: 3
Coding region: 38-961 (307 amino acids)
Molecular function (GO): DNA binding
Source: RefSeq, a predicted model, not a curated record